GUCUCGCCAGCGCACGGCUCGGCGACAGUCCCACCCGCUGCGCCCGACCGCCGCCCGCGCCGCCCCCGCCGCUGCCGCCUCGCAAACACGUGUCCCCAGCCGCGCCGCGCGGUCCGCCUCCCUCUGACACACUGUAGUAUGUCCUCUUUCGGCGCCGCUGCGAGCGCGAUACAUUGUGGACACCUGUCCUUCUUCGGCGUCGUCGGGUCUCACGAAGACAGCCUGGUUCACCGUUGCGACGCCUAAUUCUUAGGAACAUCGACGCUUCAUCUACACACGAUGAUUUGCUCUCUGUUGUUGGUGCUGAUACUCGUCGCGAAAGGCUCUGCGGGCCUGCGGAUGGCGGAGGCGCACAUCCCGGCGCACGCGGUGCGCCACGAGUCGGCGCGCCUGCAGUGCCGCUUCGACCUGGAGGGCGAGUCGCUGUACUCCGUCAAGUGGUACAAGGACGGGCGCGAGUUCUACCGCUACGUGCCACGCGACUCGCCGCCGGCGCUCCUCUUCCCCGUGCCCGGCAUCUCCGUCGACAGGUCGCGGUCCAACGCCAGCCAGGUGACUCUGCACAACGUGGACCUGGAGGCGUCCGGCCGCUACCGCUGUGAGGUGUCCGGAGAGGCGCCCGCCUUCAGGACCGUCUCGGAGCACGGCGACAUGCUCGUCGUCGCCCUACCCCAGGAGGGUCCUCGCAUCUCCGGCGGCAGGCCUCGCUACCAGGUGGGCGACACAGUCAGCCUCGACUGCAGCUCUGGGCCUUCCAGGCCAGCCGCGCACCUCGUCUGGUACAUCAACGACCAGCAGGCGGAGCGGUCGCAGCUGGUGGGCCCUCGCGAGGUGUCCCGGCGCGACGGUCUGGUAACGACGGUGCUGGGGUUGCGCUUCGUGGCGGCGGCGCGCCACUUCCGCGAGGACGGCAGCCUGCUGCUCAAGUGCCAGGCCAGCGUGGCCGCGCUCUACUGGCGCUCCGAGGAGCACAGCGUGCGACCCGCCGUCGCCAUGGAGAGCCGCGGCGCGCCCGCAGCGGGGCCGGCCGGCGCGGGGGCAGCCGCCACUGCGCAGACGCCGGCCGCCGCAGCCACAGCGCCGCUGCGAGCCCCGCUGCUGACGCUGUGCUCCGCCGCCGCCGUGCUGACCGUGGGUUACGCCGCCCGCAGCUAGUCGGCCAGUCUGGACCGCAUACCUCACCCCACGUCCCGCAAGUUCACUCCAUAGCAGCACGAGCAGACCUCAGCCACCGGUUCUCAGCAGACCUGACACCUCCCCGUUCACGAUUUUUGCCCCUGCUGUUAGCUCCCGUAUAGUCGACCCGAGAAGUUGUAACGUAGAGUCACGUCUCUCAUCCACUGUAACCCAAUCUUCAUUACUAGCAUACAGCUCUGUAACGAACAUUUUCUAAUCAGAAUCAAUGUUAUUGGACCGUGCCAAACCCGUAUGGAAAUUUCCUGUAGGGUUGUGUUUAGCUCUGGAGGUAUUUAUUUAGACGAGUAACUGUUAAUAAUUAUAGCAUGUUACCUUUCUUCCUACAGAAUACCUGUUGUUUACAUGGAUAUAAUAGCAUUUGAAGCGUAGAACGACGGUAAUAUCAAGAAUCAGGCUUAGAGCUUCAGUUUAAUAUUCUUGGCCAGAAUUACAUGUUGUGUGAUGCCUGACGUAUUUGCUCAAUUUUCUUUUCAAAAAGUCAUAUCCUCUGUCAUAAUGUACACUACAAAAUAUACGUGUGUUUUAAGAAACAGUUAAAUUUAUUUUUAUGUCUAAAUAAACAAUCUAUUCAAAC
This is a messenger RNA of Schistocerca gregaria, 1771 nucleotides long. RefSeq names its product cell adhesion molecule 2-like. The coding region runs from base 280 to 1155 and encodes 291 amino acids. The record is from RefSeq and is a predicted model, not a curated record. NCBI's taxonomy places the organism in Eukaryota, Metazoa, Arthropoda, Insecta, Orthoptera, Acrididae. The transcript has 6 exons.